Molecule: messenger RNA, 714 nt
Organism: Anneissia japonica
Lineage: Eukaryota; Metazoa; Echinodermata; Crinoidea; Comatulida; Comatulidae
Exons: 1
Coding region: 1-714 (237 amino acids)
Source: RefSeq, a predicted model, not a curated record
AUGAACCAGCUCCUCGGAGUGUUGAUGCGGUUUCGUCAAGAGCCGGUAGCAGUAACAGCAGACAUCGAGCAGAUGUUUUAUGCCCUCAAGGUAAAAGAUGAGCACCGCAGAUUUCUACGCUUCCUGUGGUAUGAAAACAACAAUCCUGCUGCCGAUAUUGUUACCUAUCAAAUGACCAUCCACAUCUUUGGAAACAAACCCUCCCCGGCGGUGUCUAUCAGCGGACUUAGGAAAACUGCUCAGGAAGCUGAGAAGCAGUUUGGCAGCGAUGUCCGAGAUCUGGUAGAAAAUAAUUUUUAUAUCAUGAAUGAUGUGCUGAAAUCUCUUCCAACUGUGGAGGAUACAGUCAACUUAUUGAAACGGACCCGUGAUAUGCUAGCUACUGCCAACAUUAGGUUGCAUAAGUUUGCGUCAUCUAGUGCAGAGGUGCUAGCAUCGUUUGAUCAAGAAGAGUUAGCUCCGAAUCUGACAGUGUCUGAUCUUUCAAGUAAAAAUGAGGAAGCGAUACAAAGAACGUUAGGUGUCUGUUGGGAUUUGAAGUCAGAUUCGUUUACAUUCAGAGUGGCAGCAUCAAAUAACAAACCAAGUACAAAAAGGAUGGUUCUGUCUGAGGUAAAUGGUGUUUAUGACCUAAUAGGUUUGGCAGCGCCAGUGGUUAUCAAAGGGCAAAAUGCUUCUGCGGGAAAUGACUCAAGAUGGCGCGAACUGGGAUGA